Molecule: messenger RNA, 2393 nt
Organism: Penicillium subrubescens
Lineage: Eukaryota; Fungi; Ascomycota; Eurotiomycetes; Eurotiales; Aspergillaceae
Product: CDC2/CDK family serine/threonine-protein kinase
Exons: 8
Coding region: 474-2243 (589 amino acids)
Biological process (GO): protein phosphorylation
Cellular component (GO): nucleus
Molecular function (GO): cyclin-dependent protein serine/threonine kinase activity; ATP binding
Source: RefSeq, a predicted model, not a curated record
GACAACUUCAUUCACGACAGUCCGGUGGUGCUUUGGGAUAGAUGGCGCUUAUAUUACUGACACUAAUCUGAGAGUUCCUAGCCAGCACCUGCUGCCUGCUCUUGCGACAGCCUUAUUGACCGAGGCCCUUGAAUAGCCAGGUCCUGGACAACGCCGCAUCACACUUCCCGCAAUGUGAAGACCUGCUGCUUGCCUCUUUCUUUCUCUUCAGAACAUCCGUGCCGAUUGAUACAAUUCCGACCUGGUGAAUUUCCUAUCAGCUCUGUUUCACCGCUUCCCACGAAAGCUUCUACGAUACAGCCCAGUGCCAUCCACGAACACCUUCCACCUUUCUACGCUUUCGAACAGCUCCCUCGAGGCGAUUGGCUGUCUUGAGCCACAGGACAUAUUUUUCUCCCUUUUUCAACAUAUUUCACAACUUGCGGUCACUCCUAGUCCGUUCUUGCUGAUCGUGCAAGGCCCCUGCGGACGAGAUGUCUAUUGCUUCACUGGAGAAGGAUGGCCGGGGGGACCCUCGGUUUCCUGGCUGUUCAAACAUUCGAGACUUUGAAUUCAUUGGCAAGCUUGGAGAAGGAACUUUCGGUGAGGUCUACAAAGCGCGAUCAAAGAAGGACAACUCGACUGUGGCCUUGAAGAAAAUUCUCAUGCAUCAUGAGAAGGAAGGAUUCCCAAUUACAGCAAUCCGUGAGAUCAAACUCCUCAAGGCUCUUUCUCAUGUCAAUAUCUUGCAACUGAAGGAGAUGGCGGUUGAGCGGAACAAGGGCGAGGGCCGAAAGAAGCCCAGCAUGUACAUGGUCACCCCGUACAUGGAACAUGACCUAUCAGGCCUCUUGGAAAACCCUGCCGUCCACUUCACCGAGCCUCAGAUCAAGUGUUAUCUGUAUCAAUUGCUAGAAGGUUUGCGAUACUUGCACGCGAAUCAAAUUCUACACCGAGAUAUGAAAGCUGCCAAUCUAUUGAUCAGCAAUGGGGGCAUCCUCCAGAUUGCCGAUUUUGGCUUGGCUCGACCCUUCGAUGAGCCUCCUCCGCAAGCCGGAAAGGGCGGCGGCGAAGCGAAAAGGGAAUACACAGCCCUGGUUGUCACGCGAUGGUACCGUCCACCGGAGCUGCUCCUACAACUUCGUCGGUACACAUCAGCCAUUGACAUGUGGGGAGUUGGGUGUGUAUUCGGCGAGAUGUUCAAGGGAAAACCGAUUCUCUCCGGCAACAGUGAUUUGAAUCAAACUCAACUCAUCUUCUCCUUGGUAGGAACUCCUACCGAGGAGAAUAUGCCCGGAUGGAGCUCGCUUCCAGGAUGCGACGGCGUGAAGAGCUUUGGUCAUAAACCUGGCAAUCUCUCCCAGGUAUUUAAAGACCAAAGCCCCGUGGCCGUCUCGCUCCUGACGGAGCUUCUCAAGCUGGAUUGGCGCAAACGCAUCAAUGCCAUCGACGCCUUGAAACAUCCAUACUUCACCACACCACCCCUCCCCGCAAAACCCGGCGAGAUCCCCCAUUACCAAGAUUCCCACGAGCUGGACCGAAAGAAAUUCCGUGACCAGCGCGCCCCUCAGCCCCCAGCCCCGGCAAUGGGAUCCACCGAUCCCCCAUCCAAUGGAGGAUGGACCGGUCCCGGCUCUCGGCCAGAUUCCCGCAACAGCAAUAGUCGGAUCCCGGGAGCUGCCCGCGGAGGCCGACCCAACGGGCCCCCGGGUGUUCCCCACCGACGCGGGCCCUUCCCGCCUCAACGAGAGAGCGGGCUUCCUCCGCGACCGCCAUUGUCUACGGCUCCUCCGCCAUGGGAGGGAUCACAGAGCGGCAGAUCCGAUGGGCGAGAUGACCAGCGCCGAGAUCGGUUCAACCAGGGUCCCCCGGGGGUCGUCCUGGCGGUAGAAUCCCGCAGAGUAAUCACCAUCUCGACUCUUACGUGCCUAGCUACGGGGCGGAUCGUGGGCGAGAUUCUGGGCGAGAUCCUGGGGAUUACAAUUCUCAGUCUAAUCAAGAUUGGCGUGGGGGACAGCGACGGGAUUACCGCCGUGAACCGCCUCGGAGAAGAAGCCGGAGUCCUGGUUACAGAGACCGAGACCCAGCCCGAGGAUGAAGAAGAAGAUGUUCACACUGAGUAUUUUUUUUUCUUCCGCUACUUCCUCCUUCCACUUCUUUCUUCCUCUUCCUCUCUUCUUCCAUACCUCUUUACCCUAUCUACCACUCCAUCUUUUUUCUACUCCUCCUUUCUGAAGAUUCGACCGAGGAGUCGGUCUUCGUGAUGAUCCAUAGGGCCCGCGAUGAGACGAGAUAGUCAUACCCCGAGCUAGCAGAGCCCGAUGAGAUAAAUGUAUUUUACAAGUCUGGCCUGCAUAUUGUCAAGCCUUUGAAUCUCUAGAUCCUCAAUUAUUCAAAAUCAAAUCUGUUAAAUG